UGCGAGUUUGAAAACUCGGGAGAAUUCGUGAAUAACUCGGGAAAGUGGGACAGGCCCUUAACUCCGGAAUUUUACGUCUACCUUCGAUUUAAACCAGCAUCUGCAGUUCUUUCUUACACAUAGAAAAAAAGUGAGGUAAUGUUACUGUAAAUCCAGCAUUUUGAUGAAAAAAAGAACUCUGUUGCAAGUCAAGACCGAAAUGUAAAAAAUAUAUAUAAUAUUUUAAAAAAUGAUACAUUUUGUAUAAAUCAGCAAAUGUGGAAAAUUGUGCUUGGUUCUCCGACCUUGCAGGGAGGGGUGUGUUGGACGGGACAUCCCACCCUUUCCUUGCUGCCUGCCCGGCUGAGUUACUCCAGCAUUUUGUGUCUUAUCUUCGGCUUAAACCCGCACCUGCAGUUCCUUCCUGCAACCAUCCCACCUGCUGCUCAGACAGACCGUCACGAGUAGUGGCGGUGGAGAGGAGAGGAGAGGAGAGGAGUGCCGGCCGCCGCUCUCAUGUGCCUCGGUGCAAGUCCAAAAUAGGAAGUCCCGCGGGCAUUCACUGGCAGAUUUUCGCAGGAGAGUUGAGCAUGAAACUUCUUGUGAGCGUCGGUGGAAACUUUUAGAGAGCUGCAGCGGCAAGAGGAGGCGGUGUCAAGUCAAGUCAACCAGACAGACAGACACAGACAAGCCGGCGGGGUGAUGGAGACCGCCGAGCGGGACAGUCCGGCCGCCGGCAACGAUUCACUCCCUUGCGCUGCGACACAAGAGAGAGGGACAUUGCCCGGUGCAGCGGACAGCCGGGAUCUCCCCGGGGAGACGGGCCGAGUGGCCAGGCCGCCUCCACGACGCAGCCACACGAGCAUGGAGUCCUGCUUGAACUAUAUCUCAAUGAAACUGAUAAUGAAGAGACAGAGAACAGGAAUUCCUGAUGAUUUGCUACAGGACAUGCUGAGAGGAAAGUUGCGAAUUCUAGAGAAUGACUGUGGGGAGGUCACAACCCUCCUCAGCGAGCUUUCAGCCAGGCUGCUGUCCAUUUAUAGUGACCAAGACAGGAUGGUGAUUACUUUUCAAACUUUCGAAGAAAUCUGGAAAUUUUCAUCAUAUUACUCACUAGGUUUGAUUGGUCAUUGCCUGGAGAAUCUAUUGUUCGAUCAAGAAUUUUGGCUGAAUUAUCUAAAUGAAGAUGCCAUGCUUGACGUCCAAAUAGAUGAAGAUUCUCUCAAAAUGAUGCGCAAAGACCUUUUACAGGAAGGGGUAUUUUCCAUAAGCUAUCCACUCCGCCAUCAAAGAUGUGAAGAAGACCUGCAGCCGGAAAUGAAUGCAAUUGUUAGCGUUGACGGUGCAACAAUUGGUUCCAGAUGGCUUGAAGAGACGACGUCCGGUGGAAAUAAAGUUUUGGUUCCAGAAUCACAUGGGGAGUUUAUUGACCCUUUUCACCAGUGGUUUUUCAAAAGACACCAGGAAGGAACAAUGCCAAAUGCCGAGGCUGCAGAAUUUUCCUGUGCACUGGGAACUGGCACCUGCGUGGCAGCAGUUGAUUGUGAAGACACUGGCCUAGACGAGCUGAGCUUCCAGACGGGUGACAGGAUACAGGUCGUCGGCUUGCUCAGCUCAUGUAUGCAGUGGUUUCUGGGGAAAAAUGAAACAACCAGACAAACUGGAUUUGUAAAAAUAAGUCACGUGAAACCAGAUGACUUUGUGUCACAGUCAAAGGACCUGCUGUUUGUCGAUGAGGCGGAAAAACAUGUCUUUGUGGAGUGUGAAAAGUUCACUGAUGAAGACUCCAUUAAGUUGCUCAAACACAUGGCACAGACUGACAUCAGUGAGGUUUAUCAAAUGGACACGCUGGAACCAAUCGAUUUCCAGGAGGAUAUAAAAGGAGCCGACCAUACUCCAAGUAAACUGGACAUUGCAGCCUUGAAAGCCAAGCUGAAUGAAGAUGUGUGCAGGUUUAAGGGGAGAGAGUGCGUGCAAUCAGAGAAAGAGAGGGAAGCGAUUGGACAAGAUCCUAUAGCAUACAAUCGAAAGGAUGCACCAGAAUUUGAAAGGCCACAUGAGUCACCACCGUUUCAUGUUGGUAACUCGCAAGUCCUAGACAACACUGAAAUGCUUCAUCCUUUAUUGGUCUUCUUGGAUAAUCAAGAAUUCUGCAAGGACUUUGAAAACCUUUAUGACUCCAGUUUUUCUUUCCUCACAUCCACUUUUUCUGGCUACCAUGAAGUGAAGGGAUUGAUUCGAUAUCUUGAGGUGGCCCGGGAAGCAGCAAGAAAGCGACAGAUGCAGUGGGCUCAAACGAGGCUCGCUUUUCUCCUGGGCAGAAUGUGCGCCCAGAACUUCAAGUUCUCGCAGGCAAGAGUUUACUUUGAAGAGGCCCAAUGCCUGAUGAGUGGAUGUUUCACCGACCUGUUUCUCCUAAUUGCUGUGUACACCAACCUUGUUGCCAUCUACUUGAAACAGAAGAACCAGGAGAAAUACUCUGCCCUUUUUGGGAAGAUUGCAGUCUUGCUCAUGGGUAUCCCCAACUACAUCAGCUCCUCGGACACAGAAGCUGAGAUACUGAGAUACAUUUUGAAGAAGGCAGUGCUUACAGAAAAUAGACUUGCUGAAGCAAGAGCAUGCUUCCUUUUGGCAAAAUUUCAUCUAAAGCUUAAACAGUAUGAAGAAGGGCUGCCCUUCGUUGAAAGGCUACAGUUCUUGAGAAAUGCCACGGAGUUGGAACAUGGGACCUCUUUAGACUUUUAUUUUACUCUUGGAUCACUGUAUUAUCAAGAAUGUCUACCAAAUCUUGCUAUAAGUUGUGUGAAGCGUUCAUGUUUACAGCCCACAAGAACAUUAAUGGAUUGGUUGAAAUGCACUAACUUUAUAAUGAAAAGGGCCUGUAAAGUGGGUGGAGAGACACCAAUGAUUCCAACACAGGUGGCUCCUUGCCUCCAGCGGGCACUCUCUGCAGCAAACAGCCUUGAUAAGGGCAACAUUAGUCCAACCAUUUGCCUCAGCUUGUCGAAAAUGUAUAAACUUCAUGGAAAAUACGAGAAAGCAAUUCACUAUAUGGAAAUGGCCAUUAACAUUGGAGCUACUGCUAGUGUUGAGGAGGUUAUUAAUGCACUCAUUUCUCUUGCAUGGUUGCACAUUCUGAAUAGCCAACCUACAAAAGCCAUUGAAUUGUUAAAUAUUCUACUGGAAUCCACCUCCGUCCUGAAUUGUUCGGUGCAACGGGGAGUUGUUUACAAUAUGAUAGCGAUCUCAAUGAGAAAAAUGAAAAAUGUCAAGGAAGCUUUGAAAAGCUACAUUGCAGCUGUUUUGAUCUCCUUGAAUUCAGAAAAGAUACUUAACCAAGCCAUUGCCCAUGCAAACUUUGGUUUGCUUUGCCUUUGGUCAAAGAUUAGUCAACUUUCUGAACAUUUACUUUUAAAAUCCGUUCAUCUUUUCUUUGAAUCGCAAAGUCCACAAUCCGAUGAAAAUCUUAUCCAGGUUCUAAUUAUGCUGGGACACCAUUAUAUUGAUCAAGAAUUGCAAGAAAAUGGGAUAUUUUGUUAUGAAUGUGCACUUCUGAUUGCAUUGAAAGCAAAUCUUAUUGAAAGCCAAGUACAAGUUACUCAGUUGCUGUGCCAAUUUUACAGUUCGAUCCUACCAAAUGAGGCCCAGUGUAUCGUCUACAAUGAAUUUCUGCUUUACCUUGCCCGUAAGUUGGCCAACAAGGAACUCGAGGGCCAUGUUCUACAAAACACCAGUCAACUGUACCUCAACUUGGGAACUGAAAGGGCGUUCAGAACAGCAUUGGAGUACACCAAACAGAGUCUUAGGAUCUUUAUUGAUCUGAAGAAAAAAGAGGAGGAGACUUAUGCUUGGCUGCAGGCUGGGAAGAUAUAUUAUAUUCUGGAAAAGAAUGAACUGGUGGACGUGUACAUCCAGGUUGCCCAAGAGGCUGCCAUGAACACAGAAAGUCUGGAGUUUGCAAUGAAAAUUUUAGAAGCCGCCGGAGAUGUGUUUUUUAAUGGUUCAAAGGCCAGAGAGAAAGCCAUAUCAUUCUAUAGGGAUCAAGCUCUUCCACUUGCUCUUAAAAGUAAAAACAUGAAGGUGGAGCUCAGACUUUGCAACAAACUGGCUGAACUUCUGCUGCAAGUGAACAUCCAUUCAGAAGCCCUAAAAUAUGCCCAGACGGCUUUGAUGCUCAGCAUGACCCUUGGCGAUGCACUCAAUGAGCGUGUGGCUUAUCAUCGAUUGGCAACAGUACACCACUCCCUUGGUCAGUGUGAGAUGGCUGAACAUUUCUAUCUCAAGGCACUGUCCCUUUGCUCCCACCCAAUGGAGUUUGAUGAAGAAACCAUAUACUAUGUCAAAGUUUAUUGUCAGCUGGGAGACAUUACAUUCUAUGAUCUGAAGGACCCACGUGAUGCAGAAAAUUACUACCACUUUGCUCUAGCUGCAGCCAUGGAUUUGGGCAGUAAGAAAUCUCAGCUGAAGAUCUGCACUAGACUUGCCACCAUUUACCACAAUUUUCUUGUGGAUCGGGAAAUGUCACUUUAUUACUAUCAGAAGGCAAGAAAAUUUGCUGCUGAACUUAACAUUCGAAGAUUAAACCUCUCUCCAGUCGAAUUUUAUACAUCUACAACAGUGAAAACCUCAAAAUCCUUCUCUUAAAAUUUUAACUGGCCACUGUGCUACUUCCGGGCAAUUAAUUUUAAGUAACGCUAACAAAGGCUAAAUCGGGGAGAUGUGAAAUGUAACAUGCUAAUAUCAAAGUCUCCUUUCUGCUUUCAUCUUCAUUAAUGGGAUGGAACUGCAGAUGCUGGUUUAAACCGAAGAUAGACACAAAAUGCUGGAGUUACUCCGCGGGACAGGCAGCAUCUUUGGAGAGAAGAAAUGGGUGACGUUCCGUGUCUGAAAAAGGGUCUCGACACAAAACGUCACCUUUCCUUCUCUCCAGAGAUGCUGCCUAUCCCACCGAGUUACUCCAGCAUUUUGCGUCUUUCUUCAUUUUCAUUAGCUUUGUUUGGCUGUGAUAGUUAUUUCUGCAGGAAGUAAUAAUGACUGUGGCCAAGCAAUCUUCCAGUCUAAGCCAAGAAGGAUUUGUGCUUUGUUGUCAACAUUUUAGCCGCUGUCGGCUUCUAUAUUUGUUAAAAAAUAUCUGUGCCUGUAGUAAUAAUUUUGAACAAAUAUUUACUGGAGAACAAGCCGACAAACAUACACAAAAGGAUACAUUUUGGAGCUUCGAUGCAGUUGAUAAAUUAGGAUGUCAGUAUGGAGCAGUGGUUUUUGAACUGAGCCUUAUCAGCCCUUCUCACUGACGUCAUUAUCUACUGCAUCGCACAUCUGCCUUUAAUAAUGGUUUUGAUAGUAGACCAGCAUUUGACAGGAAUUUGACCUUAAAUAAACCGCAGUUGUUGAUGGAUAAACUCGUGGCAUGCCUUAGACUAGUAAAAUUAUUACCGAGAUGCUUAAAUUUAUGACCAUUUUUACACAAGGAAAAUAUCACUUGCAAUGAAUGCAAACCUUCUCAUUUAGCCUUUUCAAGGAUUAACAUUCAAUUUUGUGUCAAAUAUUUGGCGAAAAGCAGUUUGGUUGCUAGACUUUUCACAAAAGCAUUGGAAAUAGUUCAGAGGCCAUGAAAAUCCAUUCGCAGCCUCUGCCAAAUUUAAAAUAAUAAUGAAAAUGAAGGGAAAGAAAGGCCCAAGUUUGCAAAUGAAUGCAAAUCUGGCCUUGUUUACUCCUACGACAAUUUGGAUUGAGAACGUUGGCCCUUUGCUUAUGCCCAUAUAACAUGGCAGGCGACAUUUCGAGCUACCCUGGACUGUGCAUUGCUCAUUGACAAUUUCACCAAUUCUAAGACAUUUAUUUAAGUGGCAUUUUGGUAAGUGUGAUCAGACAGGGUAAAUAUUUUGAUUAGGCUGCUGUGAAUACUGCUGAUAACAUGGCAUAUCCUUGUGGUGCCAUAAAGUCCCAUUUACCCUUUUCUAAGUGUGAAGCUACUGGGGAACAUCCAUCUGCUUUUAGCUGCAGAUGCAAGUUUGAAGAUCUCUACCCAAGAGUAAAAUACAGUGGAUGUUGCGAAACCUGAUAUUAAAAAAAAAAAAGAAAAUGCUGAGAAAUCUCAGCAACUCUGGCCACAUCUACAGUGGGAAACAAAAUUGGGUGGGGGGGGGGGGGUUGAGCUGAUUCACCUUUUUGUGGUUGUUAACCUGAAACAUUACAUCCAUUAUGCCCCACCCCCCACCCACUGCUGGGUUGCUAAGCAUUCUUUUUUUUAAUUUAUCCAAGAACUGGGCAGAACGCAUCACAUUUGCAAACUAAAUGUCUGUUAAGCCCUCUGCUAUCAUAUUCAAGAAAACCAUAUAGCUUUGGAAAACUACCCAUCCCGAGGAGGUUGAAAGUUGCCAAAGGCUUAGCAGAAAGAACAUGAAAUGCUAUAGUGGAAGAGGAGUGCAGGCACCAAAGUGGCAGAUGCUUCAUUGCCAACUGUGUGGUUGAUCGUAGUUCAUUCCUAGGCAGUGCUUAGAUUCAUUUAAUGAUAUUUAUCGGGGGGGCGGGGAGUCUGCACAAGAACAUUUUGUUUGGGAAUAGCUAAGUUGUUUGUUAUAAAGUGUUAUCACAAAGUCAGUACCUUCCCACAUAAUUAUAAAUGUUGACCAAUAUCUAUUGGUAAUAUAGGUCACCGAUCAAUUAUUAGAGGUGUUGCAAAUUAAAGGGGCUAGAUUUUUCCUUUUCUUUAGAUUCACUACUAGAUGUGGGUUUUAAAGGAAUUUCCCUACAAACCCAACUUCCACCACAACCCACCUUGUUUCCCUGAUUUUGCCCCCAUUAUUAGGUAUCCAUUGCAAUGUCAGAAGGAAUAGGAAGGUAUGUUUUUGAAUAGGUCACUUGGAGAAAUGUUUUAUGAUGAAAUCCUCUGAUCUGGGGAUGGGAAGCCAUACCCACGCUGAAACUCACGCUAAGAAACACGGGCAAAACUCGCGCUGUUCCAGAGUAGAAGAGAGAUGAGUAAAAAUAUGGCACACGAUUUAGUCGUAAGAAUUGGAGGAAGCAUUAUUGAGGACAGAGCAGAAUAUGUAGAACGUAUCCUUCCCCCUCCCUCUGCCACUAUGUAUAAAGGCACAAUGCAAUGCGAGCAACUCUUGUUGAAAAGUACAUCCAGUAUCUGACGAGCAAGACUUUUGAUUGUCUUACUAUGAUGUGAUUCCUGCUGUAACGAGCAUAGGUUAAUAAUCACAAUCACGUCAAAACGAGGACAAUUGCUGAAUAAAUUUGAACGUAUGUCAAAAACGUGUCUGCAUGAGAUGCGAGACAGCAUGUGCGUCUGCAUCGACAAGGAAUGAUGCAAACGGAAGUUGAUCAUAAGUAAAUGAUAUUUUGGAUGUUGAUAAUGGAGACAAAAGAAGAUUUUUCCAAAUUAAUGUUUGAGGUGUAAUUAUAGUGUUCAUUGUUGAGAUACGACGCAAUUGUUUGGAUUUAAAUGUAAAAUGUCUGUUUUGCCAUUGUUCUGAAUCCAAAAUAUGACUUGAAUAUACGAGGGUUACUGGAAUCCAAUCAUUGUCUUCUUUCUUGUGUUCUUAAACUGUUCAAUUUUUAAUUUUACACCAUCAGAACUGAAGAUAGACAUGUGACACUUAUAAUGACCUGAAAAGUGGAUGCAAUUUUGUGCAAAAUGUCAGCAGCUCACAGUCUUUGCCAGCUGUGGUAAUAAAGGUUUAUACUUACUGGCUAACUGCUUUACUUUAUUUCCUGUUGCAUCCCAUCGCAAACAUAUGAGUUACCAGAAGGUCAAUA
Molecule: messenger RNA, 7746 nt
Organism: Leucoraja erinaceus (little skate)
Lineage: Eukaryota; Metazoa; Chordata; Chondrichthyes; Rajiformes; Rajidae
Product: SH3 domain and tetratricopeptide repeat-containing protein 1
Exons: 16
Coding region: 682-4623 (1313 amino acids)
Molecular function (GO): protein binding
Source: RefSeq, a predicted model, not a curated record